Messenger RNA from Paramacrobiotus metropolitanus, 987 nucleotides. Its product is annotated as 5-hydroxytryptamine receptor 1B-like. The transcript has a single exon. Gene Ontology annotation, molecular function: G protein-coupled receptor activity. The coding region runs from base 1 to 987 and encodes 328 amino acids. Gene Ontology annotation, biological process: phospholipase C-activating G protein-coupled receptor signaling pathway; positive regulation of Rho protein signal transduction. Gene Ontology annotation, cellular component: membrane. Lineage: Eukaryota; Metazoa; Tardigrada; Eutardigrada; Parachela; Macrobiotidae. The record is from RefSeq and is a predicted model, not a curated record.
AUGAACAACUCCACGGGCGUUACACCGCGGGUGACCUUAGGCUGGGGUCCGCUGGAACUGCUUAAUCUGGCCAUCGCCCUGCUCGGCACGCUCCUCAACGGCGGGAUGAUCCUCCACCUUAUUUUCCGCAAAUCCACGCACACCCCGUUCACUGUGUAUUUAAUUAAUUUAUUGUUAAGCAACCUGGUCAAAACCGCGGGUACUAGUUUAGCCAACGCGCUACUAUAUGUUUCUCCGGUGUUUCACUAUAGCCACGCCGCGUGUGAUUUUUACAUGAUGACCUCGUAUUUCUCCAUGGCCGGGAUGAUCCACACCCACGUCCUGAUUUCAUGUAACCGCCUGUGGGCGGUUACCUACCCGCACGCUUACCGUACCCGCCACACAACCCCCGUGGCGGUGGCGGCGUGCGCCGGGAUGUGGCUGUACUUAGCGAUCAUGUUAUUACCGCAGUUGAUCCGCGAUUCCCUGUACUUCCGCUGGCCGAUGGAACUGUACAACCGGUGUCUGUUGAACAUCGACGCGCAACGUUUCCUCAUCACGACGAUGCAGUUGGUGGUGUAUGUCCUCCCGGAGAUGUUCGUGUUGGUGACCUUUCCGUUGAUCUGGCGUAAACGGAAGUUGACCGCCCAGCGGGUGGCGCCGACGGUGACCGGGAAGACCGUUAGUAAAGCGGUGAGUCGCGCGGACACGGAUUCGGACGGGGAGUCGCUGGCGCCGGCGGCGGGGACUUCCGGCGGAAGUGGGAAGCGGCGGACGCGGAGCAUGACGGUGUUCGUGAUGUUGAUGGUCAGUAUGUUUAUCUGCUGGACGCCGCUGCUGCUGCCGACGUUCGUGGCAUGCUUCGUCGAUUUCAAGAGCAGCGCGUACUUCCGCGUGACGACGCUGUUGUUCACGGCGGAAGCGAUUAUCGAUCCGGUGCUGUUCGCGCUGGUGUUUGUUGACGGGGUAUGGCGACGGGUCAGCCGGAUGUUUCGUUUCGUCAGCUAA